Messenger RNA from Nezara viridula (southern green stink bug), 387 nucleotides. Lineage: Eukaryota; Metazoa; Arthropoda; Insecta; Hemiptera; Pentatomidae. The record is from the annotation of a GenBank genome assembly.
AUGGAUAUUUCCAGGUUGCGGUUGGUCGAAUAUUCCUGGAGGGGUGGAGGAGCGAGGGGCCGAAUACCAAAGGCGAUAUUUGUGGCCCCCAACAUGAGGAAUUUAUUGAGACACGACAAAAACGGAGGGGCGUGGUGCCCUAAGAACACGGUGACGAAGGAAACCUAUGAGCACUUGGAGAUAGACCUCGGCCGGCUUACGGUCGUCACCGGGACAAGGACUCAAGGGAGGUUCGGCAACGGCCAGGGCCAGGAGUUCGCCGAAGAGUUCUUCCUCGAUUAUUGGCGCCCGGGGUUCACUAGGUGGCGUCGCUGGAGGAACCGUCAGGGGAAGCAGAAAGUGUUUGAUGUGGAGCAUGUGUUGAACCCAGUUGUGCCCUACAUCUGA